AUGACCUGGAAGUAUAAAGCCAAAAAGUAUGGGCCAGCUUGUGUCUGGUAUGGUUGUGGAAUAGGAGCUUCACUAGCUUAUAUAUAUCCUCACACUCUUGGGCUUGAAAAAUACAAAGAGGCUAUCACAGAGACGUCUGAAGGCAAGCCUGUGGAACUUGACAGUGAAAUUGCCGUCGUGGCUCAAGAGAUCAAAAACCAUUUCAAGUGGCGGCAGUCCUCUCUAUUCAAGCGUCCAGAUUUUGACUUUGUUCAGACAACACAGCCACUGGAUUUUGUCCAAAGAGGUUCAGUAACUUCCAGAUGGGGUGCAGUUAUAGGAGUUCCUAUUUUAUUCACAACCAGCUCACUGCAAGCAGCCAGAGAGAGCCCUGUGACUGUUUUACAAAAGUACAACAUCAAUGUAACUGAAGAUGAAGGAACAAAUAUACUUGAAUUCUUUACACUGAGUCCAGCAGCAAAGAAAUUUGCACUUGCUAGGGAAAUGUACUUAGCUGACUCAUUUUAUAUUUUUGCCAGUGUUAUUGCAAUAAAUCUGGCCUUCUUUAGCACAUAUGCAGUUGGAGCAGGUCUAUCAAAUGUAUUGUCACUUUUCCUUCCUGGACCAGGGGCUGUUUUAAUUUCUUUCCUCAGUCUUAUUCCAGCACUGGGAUAUGGCUGUAUAAAGUUUCAUGACUGGUACACUCGUGUUAUGUUGGCGAAGUCAGACAAAGAAGCUGCAUUUAUGGACUCGGAGGUAGCAGCAGGUGGGAUUGAAUAUUACUCCACACUUAUAGCCCGUAAACAAGUGCAAGGAAAUGUCAGCAGCUCUGUUGAUACAGAAUCUCUAUUUGACAUGAAGUGGAGAAAAAAAGAGCUUAGUUUUGAAGAAAGGAAACAGCGUCUUGAGAAGGCAUUAGAAAAGUUAAGCAGCUAA
Molecule: messenger RNA, 915 nt
Organism: Candidula unifasciata
Lineage: Eukaryota; Metazoa; Mollusca; Gastropoda; Stylommatophora; Geomitridae
Source: the annotation of a GenBank genome assembly